Gongylonema pulchrum is the source of this 447-nucleotide messenger RNA. NCBI's taxonomy places the organism in Eukaryota, Metazoa, Nematoda, Chromadorea, Rhabditida, Gongylonematidae. The record is from the annotation of a GenBank genome assembly.
AUGAGGAUAGUUUUUGAUGCGAGCGCUAAGCUCAGAGAAGGCGCCAUUUUAAACGAUAAACAUCGAUAUUCCUCCCACAACAGAAAACCGGUAUUUCUUCCACAGCUGAUAAGCAUACUUCUCAGAUGGCAUACAUUCCCGACAGUGACUGUCGCUGACGUUGAGAAAGCGUUUUUACAAGUGAGCCUAAACAAAGCGACAGAGAUGUUACGCGCUUUCUGUGGGUGGGGGUUCACUGUUACCUCCUGUAGGAAGCAACGUGGAGACUUAUCGAUUGAUUCGAGUUCUUUUUGGCGUCAUUUCGAGUCCAUUCCUUUUAGCUGCGACAAUGAGACAUCAUUUAAAACAGCUGAAUACUGCUCUGUCUGUCCACAUUUUGGAAAGUCUGUAGGUGGACAACACGAUAGUAUCAGCAGAAGAUACGGAAGAUGCGGUACAGAAAUAUGA